UCGAAUUUAUUUAAAACUUGAAAAAAUGCAGCCGCAAGAAGUUACGAAACACCAAAAUGGAUCAAGCCAUCCUUGAUUAUCGUGAAUUUUGAGUUGACUUCAAACCUUCGACAUACUUUUUCGAUUUCAAACGACUUGUAACAAAUUUUCUGUAUCAAAAAUGCAACGUGAUAUACCGCAAGCUAGUAGAAAAUCCCCCCGGAAGCGACGCUUGACAGACAUAAACCGCAUCUUCAUCGAUGUGCUCGACGGUAGUGGGCAAGCUCAGGUGAUUUCUGAAUAUUCAACUGUUGAGUCCAGUUCCGAGCGCACCGUUAUCCGAAACUUCAUCACAGUUCCACUGCAUCCGAGUGCCUAUGACGGUAGCCAUCAAAGUGAUUAUGAAUCCUCAACGGACAGCCAGUCAGAAUGGAGUAAUUCGGUAGAGUCUUUGAUUUCGGAAGAUAGUGCGACCCCAGACGAUGAAAUGACUCUGGAAGUGUACGAUGAUAAUCCUAUUUUUUCUGUUCCGGUUAUUGAGGUACCGGGAGAGCAAACCACAGCUGGCUUGGGACAGCAAAGACUAGUACGGAAAGAUGACAGCAGUAGUCACCAGUCGAUUUCGGUUGUUGGUAAAGUUCGAGGACAUGCCGUUGGGGCAGUGAUUGAACCCACUAGCACCGUUCUAAUGCAGCUUUCAACAAGCAGUGCUGAAAUCGCGAAUGAACGGGUUCUGAAUUGCGUACGGGAUAUAAAUGAACUGCUAGAUAAUGAGGAGAGCGUUGUGAUUUUAAAGUGCCCCGGAGUGGAAGAAUCGCAAAGCUCACGGAGAGCGUUUUUUGAUCAUAGAAGAGCCACUCGGAAGAUGAUGGAAAUGACCGAAGAUAUUUUGCGGAGAAUACAAGGAUCGUCAAGAGAAUCUAUCUUGGUAAAGUUGCAGAAUACCCUACGGGAGAUCUUAAACCAACCAGAGGACACAAUUGUAGUUCACAGCUAUUCUAGAGAAAAGUUGGAAGAAGAAGAAUCUAUGGGAGAUGCUCUUGUUGCUUUCUUCAGCAAAGAUGAUGAUACGGCUUUAUACGUACGAACCAUGCAGUCAAAAGAGCAUCAAAGUGAAAGCUUUUCCGGAAGUGAAGACGAAGAUCAAAUGGCAUUGGAUCGACUCAGAAAUUUCCUUCAGAACUCGAUGAUUAGUCAGGAGGAAAUAAUAGAAAGGUCAUUGGCGAUAGAACCUGCUCUAACUGUGAGUCAAUCUGGAAAUAAAAUCGUCGGGGUAUUGAGUUUUCCCGAUGCAUCAUCUGGAAUUGUGACAACUACGUCUGAACGCUUCCCUGUUGAUGGGAGCCAUGAUGAGAAGACAAAAUCAACUAUAAAUCUGUUUAGAAAACUGGUCCAACAGCCCAGUGAAAAGUUGUUGGUUCAAGUAUACUCCGAUGAGAGUCGCAGUCUACAAGUGAAGCAAAUGAAGCAGGACCUGGAUCGCACAGUGCAAAGUGAUUCGAUGGAGCAAAAACUUCCGGGGAUUAGUGUUAGAGAGAGUGAUGAUAAAAUAAUAGGUGUACUGAGCUACGCUGGGGGUUCAAUUGUCAUUCAAACCUCAAGUAAAAAUUGGAUUAAACAUCAAACUAAUGGAAGUCCACAAGGUUUGUUGGUAGCGAUUCGGCUUUUGAUGGAGAAGUUGAUAAUGGACGAUGAACUUAGCGAAACAGACAAAAAACAAAUAGCUUCGAUCAUUGCGGGGGUCUUUCACAGUGAAACAAUUGAAUUAUCGGAUGAGUUUCUCAGUAAACCAGUGCUCGAUAAGAUCCGGUUGAUUGUCCAGCAGCUGAUGAAACCUGCGGAAGGCGAAGAUCCACUUGUAAUAAUCAGUGAAAUUCAAGAUACCCUCCAAGAUGUUGCUCGUCAGCGAUCAACUGGCAACAAAAACUUCGACACUGGAGAUUUGUUGUGCAAAUACUUCGAAGAGUUAGUUUGCAAUGAAGACUCAGAAUUUCAAGCUAAUGACAUUCUUCAGGCGCUACGUGAUGGAUUAUUGAACAUUCUUGUAUAUUACGAAACUUCGAUAUCAAGUGCGCUUGACGAACUUCUGGAGCUUCUAAAGACAGUUCCUGUCGAUGUCGGAGAAUUUAAUGUAUCAAGAUGCCCUGGGGUAACGCUGCUCACCGAUCGUCAGCAAAAGCCACCACCGCCUUCAGAAGAAUUAAACAUUCAAUCACUGGAAGUAGUUCAACAGAUCCACGAUUUACUCAGUGAUGAGGAACCGGUCGAGGACCGUGCAGUAACCUAUAUGUCAAUGUUUCAAACACUGUUUCUGACCUUGGUCAAAAUUUUUGCCGGUUGGAGUCUCAAGGUGAAGGCCUUUCUUAACAAGGCAACUGAGGAGCUUCCGAGAUCCCAACCUUCGCUAGGUAAGAAACCAUCCGUUUCGUUUCAUUUAGUUCAGGAGUCGGACGAUGAAACGCCUCCGGAUAUAUCUGUUCAGCUACAGCAAGAGCGGGAGCAUUUAAAUGAAACUAUCGAUGAGCUACGGUUAUACCUGGAACAGUCGUUAGGUGUUCCGGAUUCUUGGCAACGAGAACGCAGAGGAUCGUUACUGAAAUCCGUAACAGAUCACAAAGAGGUGAAAGACCGAAUGCUGACACUGUUUGCUAAAUUGCUGGAGGAGUCGGGAAAACUUAAAGUGACGGACCGAUCCUCAGAGAUGAUACGCCUGAGGCUGGAGUCGGUAUCUGGGGAUCUGCUGCGGCGAGAAUCCGACCAGUUUGUGGUGCUGAGUGGUAGUGUUCGGGAUCGGCAACACAAUUUAGGGCUGUUCUUCGAGGCUCGAUUGAUAGAUUUAAAAUACAGCCUUGAAAUGGAAUCGGAAAUGGAGUACGUAACGGAGGUGCGACGACUGUCGGAUGAAGUGGACGACGAUAUCGAGCAAGUGGUGAUUCCGACGAUUGUGGAGUCCUGUCUGGCGCACAUUGGAAGCGAACGUGACGAGAUGGAAGUUAGUGUGCGACAGGAGUCGUGGGAGGUUGGACUGCGAGAAAAUCUGAGUAGGUACUUUGGGUUGAUGCAAAAUUUCGUCCAAGAGUCAGUGGAACCGAUGAGGGACACUCUGGAGAUGGUUUUGCAGAAAAUGUCUGUCCUGGGUUCAGAGAGGGUUCGGGAGCUGAGGUCGAGUGUUACACAAGCUGGAAGCAGUUUGAUGGAGGAUUACGUUGUCGAACUGCAGGAGAGUGGAGAGGAAGUGCAUGACCAGCACAGCGGAGCUGUGGAAUUCGAAGAUAAAUGUAUUCAAAGUAAUUCUUUGGAAGACCCAGAAAGCCUAGCUUUACACCAAGAUGAUCGGAUGGUGGCAAUUGAAAAGGAUUUGUGCGAAAUAAAAAACAAGCUGCAACUCUUAGAUCAUAUCUAUGAGUUUAUGGCUGAUUCUAAGGCGUCAUUGCAAUCAAAGUCAAAAAAAUCAACACCUGGUUUGAUAAAAUCAACACAAAACAUAACACAAUUCAAUGAGACAGAUAUUCUUCCAAGUGCUCCUCCUUUCGAGGAACUAGAUGAAUAUUCCGAAGAUUUAGAUGUAGAGCAUAUCAAAAACCUGGAUGUCGUUCAAGUGGUUCGAAUUUAUACGCAACCUUCGCAAGUUUCGCUACCUAAUCAAGACGUUAAUGAUGAUGUUCAAGUUACGCAAACUCAUUCACAAUCUUUUCAAAGUUCACUAUCAAGUCGCAGUGAGUUCGAAUCUGCUGUUGAGUGUUCUUUGGUUGACAAGGAAACUAUCGAGAGUGGUUCGUCUGAACAAAUCCUUUCAGUUGAAACAGUUAUUGAAGGCAAAAUGGAAGCUGAAAUUGAAAAAACUCCAACCAUAGGUAGUAUGGAUUCGUCGCCAGAUCUCAUAGAAAUGCCAGCAGAGAGAGCGGAUGAUCAACAGCCUUUAGAACGCUCUGGAAAGAUGCAGGAUUCAGAUAUACAGUUCAUUUCGGCUGAAAACUGUUUACCUGAAGAAGACAAUAUCAUAAGAUCAAGCACAACAAACUUGGCUAGAAUACGGUCAGCAGAUGAAUCGUUUCAAACAAAUCAAGAAGACUCGCUAUUUAAAGUCUCAAAUAGCAAAUCGGUGUCUUUCGAGGAUAUCUUUCGAUCCCAUUUUUCUAGUGAAGCGAUGCGACAAAGUGAACAAUUUUCAACACCGGGAGACUCUACAAUAACAGAAGACUCAACAUGCCGACAGAUGAUUAGCUCUUCACGGGAAGAGUUACCACAAGACGACCAAUUGAAAGAUGGGAAAAUCCAAGGAGAGGUCACGGGGAAUUCACCGCUAACUACAAAAUGUAUCCCGUGUGAAGAUUCAAAUGAUACGUUUUUCUCAACUCAAAAUUGUACAUCAGUUGCGGAGGAGAUCGCUGAUACCAGUUUCGAAAAUAAUGCAGACAUUUUAACACCUCAUGAAUCGGUUCGAGUGAUUCAGCAGCAAUCGCUCGAAGUUCUAGAACGAUCUGCACAACCCGAGCAAUUAUUUGAAUCGCAGUCUCAACCAAUAUCAGAAGAAAUUGAAAAAACCGGUCUCACCGAAUCAAUUCCCCUAGGUUCCGCAACUGAAAUGAUCAAUACAAAUUCCGAUGAUCCUCUCGCCUUACAGUUCAAUUUCAAAUUAACAAACGAAUACGAGUUAUCAGCAAUGGAAGUAGACGUUCGUGACUCAAUAACGAAUAUAACCGAACCUACGCAAGAUUCUUGCUCUGAAGAAGAUCUCCUUCCACCUUUAAUUGAAUCAACGAGAGAAGCAGAUGAUCGCUUAGAUUUUCAAACCCCAACUGACCGUGGGGCUUCUGGAAGUGUCCACGAAACAACUGAACUCGUUGAAUGUGUUUUGGAACAGGAAAAUACUCAACUUGUUCCAGCUGAUUCCAUCCAACAGAGAAUUACUGAAAAUUCGCUUCCACAAACUGUGAGCACCACGAAUGAAAGCACCGAUCAUGCCAGACACUCGUCAAUAGUAACGAUUAAUGAUCAAAUCUCAACAAGUACACAGCCUAAUGAUUGUAGGAACUCAUGUCCAACCAUUCGAGAAGAAACCACAAAUCCCCUCGGAGACCAGAGACGCGAUUCAUGUAACUUAGAAGUUUGUCGUACAGUUACGACCCCACCGCAUUUGUCGUAUAGCGACCGUCAACGGAAUUCUCGAUCGAACCUGUGUAGUUUAGCUCUAAGUUAUCAUUGUCCAGCUGAAGACAGCCAUAAGCGAUACGCUUGUCCAGCGGAGAUUUACUCCUGUCAUCAGGUCGGCCCGGAUCAGUUGAUCAUUCACUGGGAUGUAGCUGACCAAUUUCUCGAUCAAAUCGUAGGCUACAAGAUUCAGUUGAACGGUGAACUACGUGUCGUUUGUUAUUCCCGAAUGCGAAGAACAGCUCUGCUAGAGAACGUCGACGUUAACCGGCAGCACCGAAUUGCUAUCUAUCCUACACCGAAAGCCUCAAUUGGAGAUCACGUCACACCAUGGAGCCCCGGAGUGUUCUUCUAUCAUCGUUAA
Wyeomyia smithii (pitcher-plant mosquito) is the source of this 5494-nucleotide messenger RNA. RefSeq lists its product as uncharacterized. Bases 161 to 5494 code for a protein of 1777 amino acids. The record is from RefSeq and is a predicted model, not a curated record. The transcript is spliced from 5 exons. NCBI's taxonomy places the organism in Eukaryota, Metazoa, Arthropoda, Insecta, Diptera, Culicidae.